AUGGCUACAGCUGUAGUACUCCGUUCCCGACCUUCGAUAGACUCUCUAAAGUCAACAAGAUCAAUAUCAACAGCUACUAGUCGAUCGAACAUUCACCAUCGCCUCCAGAAGACCCUUCCGACUCAAGACAAAGAUAUCUGGGCGAGCAACGAAGGUACUAAACCAAAGCCUCUCCCUGCGAAAUUUGCAGAAUUGAAGAAACACCUGGUGAAACCUGAACACUAUCAUGCAGUCCAGGCAAGUUGGGAUCGUCUUCUUGUUGCCUUAGAACAAAGGGUGAAGGAGAUCGAAAAUAAGGGACCAACGGCCGUCCCAGUUGUGGAUUUCACUGAGAUUCAACAAUCAAACGGUCAGUUUCCCACCGAGAUAGCAGACCUGAUCCGCGCAGCUGGAUGUUGCGUUGUACGGGGUGUUAUUCCUCGAGCCCAAGCUCUUGAUUGGAAAUCUUCUCUCCUCUCCUACGUCAAUCGCCAUCCAGAUAUCCGCCGAAUUCCCAACGAUUCUGACCCGCAGAUAUACUCCACAUUCUGGCAGAAAGCGCAAAUUGAAGCGCGGAGCCAUCCCGCAGUAAUCCGCGCUCAGGUAGCAAUGAGCCAGCUAUACACAGCGAGUGGAGACACGCAGGUAGAUCUCGUAAAUCAAGCUUUGUACGCGGAUCGCUGGCGCGUAAGGCGACCAGGUUCAGUGGGGAUGUUUCAGCCGCAUUUGGAUAAUGGAUCGAUUGAAAGAUGGGAGGAUAAAGAAUAUGGAAGGGUAUUUAGAAAAAUUUGGGAAGGGAAGUGGGAAGAGUACGAUGCUUGGGACAUGGAUCACAGAGCAGAGGCUGUUAUGGAUUUGUACGGGGGUCCGGGUGCGUGUUCGGCGUUCCGAAGCCUUCAAGGAUUGCUUUCGAUUGAUGAUAAUGGACCACGAUGUGGAACAAUCCAAUUUUUACCUGACAUCAAACUCUCCACUGCGUACAUUCUCUUGCGUCCAUACUUCAACGACCAGAACAAAUUAGACAUGGAUUCCACAUAUUUUUACGGUGCAGACCCCGGCCAGGGACAGGUUGUGAAAGACAUUUGGCAUCCUCACCUUCAAUUAAACAAGACAAUUAUUUCUUGUCCUCAGGCUGAACCUGGUGAUUACAUUUUUUGGCACUGCGACUUGGUACACAAGGUGGAAGAACAGCACAACGGUACGAACGACUCUUCCGUGGUAUACAUACCAGUCGUACCACUGUGCGCAUACAACAUCGGUAAUCUCAUCGAUCAGCGAAAAGCUUUUUUGGAAGGUGUUCCUCCGCCAGAUAUGCCUCCAGAGAGUGAAUCAGGAGGGCUCGAGAAGGAGCAUGAGGACAGAGGAACGCCAGAUGAUGUUUUGACUGUAGAAGGAAGACGAUUAAUGGGGUUAGAGCCGUUUGUGGAGAACGAGCCAGGCAUCACCAGUGGUCAAAAAGCAAUUCGAGAGGCUGCGAAUGAAGCUCUAGGGUUUUGA
Lentinula edodes (shiitake mushroom) is the source of this 1476-nucleotide messenger RNA. RefSeq lists its product as uncharacterized. The transcript has 3 exons. The coding region runs from base 1 to 1476 and encodes 491 amino acids. Lineage: Eukaryota; Fungi; Basidiomycota; Agaricomycetes; Agaricales; Omphalotaceae. The record is from RefSeq and is a predicted model, not a curated record.